AAUUCUGAGCGGGGAGCGCGAGGGAGUCUAGCCGGGGAUGUGAGGGGAAAGACGGAACAGGAUUGCUGACUAAAUAAUCAGAAUAUUCGACUCCAAAAGUGACAGAAACAUACACGAAUUGUAGUUCACAAGUUAAUGUUGCGAUUAGUGAAGACGUGGAGUCGAUGACAAGCCCGCAGGAGUUGUGCACGGAGUCCAAACAAGUCCUCGCCGUUUCCGUUUAACGUCAAGUUUUGAGUGUGAGGACAGCGCGAGCGCAAGGAGCUGAAGGGCGCGCGGAUGGUGGUGGUGAUGCUCACGGCAGAAGAGCCCCUUGCCUCCACUCCACGCAGAGGCAUGGAUGGUGUGGGCAAAGCUAAUACUGCCAACAAGAAGCUUGUUCAAGCACGUCUUACUUUCAAAAGGCUAAACCCGGAAAUCAAGGAAUGCAUUGAGCCCAAAAGAACCAAAGGUCCGGUUGCUCCCAAGUGCUCUGAACCCAGCGUCUCCGAUGGAGAAAACGAUGUUGAACACUCUCCCCUGCCGCAGCGGCGUGGCCCGGCUCUGGUGAACGGCCGCGGUCCUCUUGAUUCCUUUAUGAGUCGAAGUAUGCGUUCUAUCCGCUCUACCCCUAAAGUUACCAUCGACCUCACAGAAGACAAUUCCACUGAUGCUGUCAAACAACAACCUGUGACUCCGGUUGCAGCCAUUACAGAAAAAUCAACGAGUCGAGAAAAUGCACGGAAAGCUGUAGAACCCGCCACACCACUAAAAGACGAGGAGACGGAUAAGGAUGAGGAGCUGGAGGGAGAGAUGUUGGACAGCACUCUGGAGUCCGAUACUGAGGAAGAGGAGCAACAGGAGACUGAAAUCAGCCAGGAGAAUGAGUCUAUGCUCUCGACUGGAUCCACCAGCUCCCUCUCAGCGGUGGAGAGCUCACCAGAGCCCAGCAGAAGUGCACCCAGCACCCCUGCCUCAGCCCUACAGACAAAUGAAGCAGAAAAUAAGAUGAAGAGGCGGUCUCUCAAAAGUGUCCAAGAACAGGAGGACAAACAGCGACUCAAGGAUGAGAAAGAACGGCUCAAACAGGAGGCCAAAGCUGCAAAGGAAAAGAAAAAAGAGAAGGCUCGCAAGCUGAGGGAAGAGAAGGAGAGAGAGAAGAAAGAGAAAAAGGAGAAAGAGGAGAAGGAGCGGCGGGAGAAGAAAGAGAGAGAGGAGAAAGAGAAGGUUGAGAAACAACGAGCUAAAGAAGAGCAGCGGCAAAUGAAAAUGGAGGCCAAACUUGAGGAGAAAAGAAAGAAAGAGGAAGAAAAACGGUUGAAGGAAGAGAAAGAACGCCUCAAAGCUGAAAAGGCUGAGAUUACCCGGUUUCUACAGAAGCCCAAGACCCAGCUGGCACCAAAGACUUUAGCAUCUGCUUGUGGAAAGUUUGCCCCUUUUGAGAUUAAAGAGCACAUGUCUUUGGCACCACUGACUCGAGUACAAUGUGAGGAUGCUGUUCUAGAGGAGCUGGACCAUUAUCUUGCCCAGCCAGACAGCACUCUAAAUGGACUGAAGGAUUGGACGAAGCACAAACCUCGCAGAUCAGGUGCAACCAGGCCCCAUCGCAUCAAUUCAGUAAGAGAUUGUUUGGUUGUAACUGAAAGCGUAAAGGCAGAUGGCGUCCCAGACCGACACCGAUACGGCCGCAUGAAACUCCUGCACUUCCAAGACAACUAUCGGCCGGCUUACUGGGGCACAUAUAGCAAAAAAAGCAAGUACAUCUCUCCACGCUGUCCACUACGACAAGACAAGGAUCUGCUGGAUUAUGAGGUGGACAGUGACGAAGAGUGGGAGGAAGAGGAGCCAGGAGAGUCUCUUUCUCACAGUGAGGGGGAUGAUGAUGAUGAAGCUGGAGAUGAUGACGACGAUGAUGAUGGGUUCUUUGUACCCCACGGUUAUCUCUCAGAAGGGGAAGGAGCACGUGAGGAAGAUGAGGAGGGUGGAGAUCCAGAGAAGCUGAAGGUGCGCCAGAAGAUAAAAGCUCGUGAGUGGGAGAACGAGCUAUUGUCUAAAGGGAAGGUGAAGGUUUUGGAGCCAGUUGUACGAUGCUGCCGGUGGGAGGGGGAGGAGCCUACAGUGGAAUUCCUGCGGCCGUAUGCUGUUUGUAUGUUGGAGCCUUUACCUAAAGAUGAGGCCUCCACCCCUGAACGGGACCUGUUACGUCAAAAGAGGAACGAGAAAUUGCUAUCACAGCUGCUGCCAUUGCUGCAUGGGAAUGUUAACAGCAGCAAGUUGAUCAUCAAUGAGUUCCUGGAGUUUUGUCGCCAGCAAACAUCAUCACCCACAAAGAGCCCACUGAACUCUACCAACCACGUCCCACCCAGGAUCCAAGUCCGGCGUCUCAUAAAGGAAAGCGGCGUCUAUGAGAAGCGAUCCACCUAUAGACGAAGCUGUUGGUACGUGCAUGCAGACGUUCUAGCCAGUCAUUCUCAGGAGGCUCUGCCCGUGCCCUGCCAGUGGAAGUACCUCACCUCCGGUGCACAUAUCACCCGCGAAGAGCCCGCCAGCUCACAGGGCAACUCUCCUACAUCUCAGUCAACCUCAAGCACCCCCUCCAACAAGAGGAAGUGCGUCAGCAACCACUCUAUUACAAAGUACAUGAAGAAAAAUAGCGAAUCAGAACAGGUUGAAGCAAUGGAGACUGAUGGCUUUCAAGCAGACACUGAGGACGAUGAAGAUGACGACUGUGUCAUUGUCGGGGAAAAGUCUGUAUCCGAACAGGAUGGCAAUACAUCUUUGGCACAAACCGAGGAAAAAGCAGAGCACAUGGACACAAACGCAUCUGAAACUGCUGCUCUUAACCUCCCUUGCCCAACCCCAGCCACCGCUUGAGAUCUAUUCCAUGUCGGGUUUGCACUCGUGUUCACCGGGGCUCAACAUCUGAUCAACGUUUCGAAGGAACACAGUAUCGGACACAGUAUUAAGGUCCCCAGAAUGAAUUAUUUGUUUUGCUACAAUAGGUUGGGGGUCAGAUGAAAUCUUACCUGUACACACUGUCAGUGGACUAGAUCACAUCCUGUUUGUUCUAAUAAUGAACAUUUUCUGAAAGUGUGCAAAUGCUCUGCUGGUACAUAGGCUGACACAUUCAUCAGCUCUGGCUCCAGUCAGGAGGUUGUUGCUGUAUGCUGUGCUCAGUGCCAUUUGUUUUAACUUAAUUUUGUUUUUCUCAGAAUACUUGAACUGGUGUAUCUCUCAAACAUAAUGACAAUUGAAAUAUAUUGCACUUUUAUAUUUCGUUUCUGGCCUUUUCUUCCACCCUCCAUCUUCUCAACUUCUCUGUUUAGCCCUUCAGUUUUUUCCUUUUCCAAAAAGCUUUGUAUAAAAACAGCACAUGCCAUUUCUGUCUCGCAGGCUGCUAAACCCGGUGUAAAUACUGUUUCAAAUCUUUCCUUUCGGUUUUGAAGAAUGGUAUAGAGGAUGAAAUAGUAGCUGGCUGUCCAAAACAGUAAAACAAGCAAUUUUGGGCUAAAUGUUUUCAAUGUUUUGAAUAAACUGCGCCAUAGUUUGCAGUUGUAUUGGGUUUCUACAAAGCUUAAAUAAAGCAUUAUUUAAAAAUGAUUAAA
Molecule: messenger RNA, 3584 nt
Organism: Triplophysa dalaica
Lineage: Eukaryota; Metazoa; Chordata; Actinopteri; Cypriniformes; Nemacheilidae
Gene: chaf1a
Product: chromatin assembly factor 1, subunit A (p150)
Exons: 16
Coding region: 280-2853 (857 amino acids)
Biological process (GO): nucleosome assembly
Cellular component (GO): nucleus; CAF-1 complex
Source: RefSeq, a predicted model, not a curated record